Molecule: messenger RNA, 1502 nt
Organism: Plutella xylostella (diamondback moth)
Lineage: Eukaryota; Metazoa; Arthropoda; Insecta; Lepidoptera; Plutellidae
Source: RefSeq, a predicted model, not a curated record
UUUCACGCAUCUACUUAAUAGAAACUUUAGGACCGGUAUCGCCAUUUGUUUUGAAACGCCCCUAAACCAAGGCAGUUGUUUUUAAGUGAUUUUAAAAAUAGAGUGACGGUUAGAGAUACACAGUCUGGAUUAUACAUUCCAGUUUCAACAAUGAAAGAAUACACGUCUCUGCUCCAAGUGUCCAAAUGUCUGACAAACGAACGUAUGAGCCAGGCUCUAACCGACUGGUUCAAUGAAGACUUGCAGUUUACACAUUGGGAGUAUGUCAGCGUGCCAGGAAAAGGAGACUCUUAUAUGAGUGAAGUCAUAAAGAUCAAGAUUCACGGCAAGAACCCUAAAACUGCCGUUCCAAAACACGUCCAAGUCAUUCUGAAGACCAUCCCGAAGGGUCUCUGCAGACGCCUCACGUUACGAAGCGAUCAGUUCUUUGAAAACGAGAUAAGAUUCUACCAAGACGUUCUACCAGCACUUGUCAAGUUCCAGUCGACGAAGAAUUUGAAAGACCCUUUUGUUAACUACCCUAGGGUCUUCGAUUCCUAUACUGAUGGAGAGAACGACUACAUCAUUCUUGGCGAUGCUACGCUGGAGAACUUUGUCUCCGCUGUCAGGCAAGAGGGCAUUGAUAUCGAACACUGCAAGGUGACUUUAAAAACCUUUGCCAAGUUUCAUGCCAUAUCCUUUGCAAUGAAGGAUCAAGACCCGAAAGGAUUCAAAAGGAUCAGCAACUGCGUCUUUGAGACCUAUUAUCAUGAGCGUUAUUGGCCGCGUUACAAGAAAUUCUGGGACCGCCUUUGCAAAAUCGCUAUUGACGCUGUCGAGAAGGAAUAUCCAGAUUCUAUUUACCUGAAUAAGAUCAAACAGUUUGCGACACCGGAAGCCUAUAAGAAAUGCAUAGAUGCCGCGUGCAAUACGGAUGAGACUGGUGUCAUAAGUCACGGGGAUGCUUGGACUACGAAUUUCUUGUACAAGUACGACAAACAAGUCCCAGUUGACGCCAAAAUGAUUGACUUUCAACUGGCUAGAUGUGCAUCUCCAGUUCUAGACAUCAGCUUCUUUAUAUACGCUUGUACAACGCAAGAAUUGAGACUUAAACAUUACGAUGAACUCAUGAAAUACUAUUACGAUGCAUUGGCGAGCCAGAUCGAUGAGAUGGGUUCAGACUCCAAGAGGGUUUACCCCUGGGAUAAAUAUCAGGAAGAGGUCAAGAAAUACUCUUUCUUUGGUCUCUCCUGCAGUAUGGAAUCUACGCCUUUGACAGUGCUGGAUGCAGAAGAUGCGGUCGACAUGGAUGUUCCGGGUGACAAGGCAAUCGACGUAGACGACUUUUGGAAGAUUGGCUACUUCAAGACCAAGGAAGGACGGCUCCGAGAGGCGAACAACGUCGUCCAUUGUGUAGAUUACGGAUACAUUUAAGUACUUAAGUAGUUUAUUACUGGAGUCUGACUAGUGUAAGUGGAAAGUUGAAAUGAGAUAAGUAUUAAAUAUUAAAAUGGUUGAAGGUA